This is a messenger RNA of Acaulospora morrowiae, 189 nucleotides long. The record is from the annotation of a GenBank genome assembly. Lineage: Eukaryota; Fungi; Glomeromycota; Glomeromycetes; Diversisporales; Acaulosporaceae.
GUGACAUGGCCGAGUGGUCUAAGGCGCUGCGUUCAGGUCGCAGUCUCAGCAAUGGGGCGUUUUAUAGGCCUUUCAUUUGUUACUCCUGGACCGAAGGGGUCCUUAAAUUUGGUGGUACAUUGUGAGGUUGUCAUAUGUGGUACCUCAAGGCUGAUGUUUCUCGCGCAGCGCACCAUUAUUGUCAUGUGA